Messenger RNA from Aphanomyces invadans, 1141 nucleotides. RefSeq lists its product as hypothetical. Gene Ontology annotation, biological process: proteasome-mediated ubiquitin-dependent protein catabolic process; regulation of proteolysis. The coding region runs from base 46 to 1023 and encodes 325 amino acids. Gene Ontology annotation, cellular component: cytoplasm. The transcript has 5 exons. Gene Ontology annotation, molecular function: ubiquitin protein ligase binding. The record is from RefSeq and is a predicted model, not a curated record. NCBI's taxonomy places the organism in Eukaryota, Oomycota, Saprolegniomycetes, Saprolegniales, Verrucalvaceae.
CCAUUUCCGGCCGGCAUCGCCCGUCGCCAUUCUGCCAUCGACGACAUGAACAGGAGCGUCCGCGCCGACAACGUCGAGUUCACCGUGAAGGCGUCCGAAGACCUUAUCUUGACCGGCAGCGAACGGUCGAUCAUUCGAGUGCCAGCCAACAACAUGUACUCAUGCUUGAUGCAGAAGACCCAACGGUUUUCGUCGCUCUUUCGCCAUUACAGCAAACAUCAUGGUUUGCCACGAGAGUGCCUAGACUUCUUCUUCAUGAGUCUACUCGAUCCUGAAGAAUGCCCCGAAUCCGUCCAUUUGCAAAAGAACGACAUCAUUCAAGUGCGCCACCGUCGGGAAACACCCAUCUUGAUGACGCCGAAGCUGUCCGACGAUGAGUUCUUCCUCUCCAUGAAGCGAAUGCUGCAGAGCGGGUUCAACUGCGACGUGAUCCUGAAAGUGGGGCCGAAAGAAGAGGAACUUCGAGCGCACAAGUGUGUGUUGACGACCCGGUGCGAGGUGUUUCGGUGCAUGUUCCCGACCGACACGAAGAGCGGAAUGGCCAUGAAGGAGAAUGGCGAUGGAACUGUCGUGAUUCGCGACCACUCGCCCGACAUGGUGGCCAAGCUUCUCGAGUUCAUCUAUACCAACCGCGUGCAUGAUUUGGCCAAACUGUCCACAGCCCAACUGAUUGACUUGUUGUCGCUUGGCGACCAGUACCUCAUGCGGCCACUGCGGGACCUGUGCGAGCUCCAGGCGAAAGAUCUUAUAUCAAAUGAAUCGUGCGUCAAGCUACUGAGCGCCGCAGAGAAGUACAACGCCAACUUCCUCAAGGAAACUUGUGUCAAGCACAUUGUGGACAACAUGGCGCAACUUAUCGACGACGAAGGAUUUCGCCAUGAGAUCGAGCAGUGCCCGUCCCUCGCGCUCACUUUACUCCGCGCUCAGCACAUGCAAGCCAGUCCGUCCGACCUUGAGCCGGCAACAAAACGCCGACGGCUAGCCAUGCCCUCAACACACGACGACUACGACGAUUAUGAAUAGCCAGAACGAAGCACGAUUUGCGACCUGCCCACUCCCCCGUUUAGCCCUUUGUAUUUAAUCGAGUAAAAAACGUACGAUCUGUGAUACCUGCCCCGUUCCAGGCAGAUCACGAGCUGUG